AUGGCCACGAGUGGAGUGGUCGAGGCGUCCGAUAUUGAUGAAGCCUGCCGGUGCCUAGAACCCAAAGAAGAAUAUGUGAAAGUCAGAAGGAAGGACCUGGAACAGCUGACGACCGAAGUGAUGCAGAUGCGGGACUUCUUACCCAGACUGCUCAACGUGGAGUUAACGGAAAGUUUGCAGAGCUUGAAGAGUGUAGAAAAAAACCUGGAAAGGCGAGAACAAGAAUUAGAACAGCUGAGAUUGGACUAUGAACACUUCAAAGCCCAGCUAGAAACUGUACAGACAGACAGCAGAAGGGAGAAGAAGGAGAAGUUGGCUCUUCGACAACAGCUGAAUGAGGCGAAACAGCAGCUCCUCCAGCAGGCAGAGUACUGCACACAAAUGGGAGCAGUUACCUGUACCCUCCUCUGGGGAGUCUCUAGCAGUGAGGAAGUCGUCAAAGCCAUUCUGGGAGGAGACAAAGCAUUGAAGUUUUUCAACAUCACUGGUCAGACAAUGGAGAGUUUCGUAAAGUCAUUGGAUGGGGACGUCAGGGAGGUUGAUUCUGAUGAGAGUCAGUUUGUAUUUGCACUGGCUGGAAUUGUAACAAAUGUUGCCGCCAUUGCAUGUGGUCGUGAAUUCUUGGUGAAUUCCAGUCGGGUGCUCUUGGACACCAUGUUGCAGCUGCUGGGGGACUUAAAGCCUGGCCAGUGCACCAAACUCAAAGUUCUAAUGCUGAUGUCUCUAUACAAUGUGAGCAUCAAUUCAAAAGGCUUGAAAUACAUCAGUGAGAGCCCUGGAUUUAUCCCUUUGCUGCGGUGGCUUUUGAAUGAUCCAGAUGCAGAAGUGUGCCUUCAUGCCUUGCGACUUAUCCAAUCUGUGGUUCUAGAACCAGAGGUCUUCUCCAAGUUGGCUCUGGAACUCCGAAGCUCCUUACCCCUACAGCGCAUCCUGGCCAUGUCCAAGAGCCGCAACUCCCACUUGCAGACUGCUGCCCAGGAGCUCCUGGAAGACCUCCGUGCCCUGGACUGCAGUGUUUAAAUGCACUUGACCAACAGGGGCUUGGUGAAAAUGCCAGUGGCCCUUUCCCUCUCCAGGCCCUUUACCGUUGUGUUCACAACUAGAUGGCACUGUGUGUCAUGUGUUAGCCAUUGAAGGCCUUGACUGACUUGAGAUGGACAUGAUGGGUAAGGUAAGCAUCGUGCAUUUCCAUCCUGAGAGGUCACACUUGUUAGAUACUUGGUUAUGAUUAAUCUUGCCAGAGCAAUAACCAAAAAAGGUUGUAUUCUCCAGUAAGAAGUCCUCUCUGGACACCUGGAAACUCUUCCAGAGCUUUCUCAGAGUAGCUUCUUGCUGCCCUAGAGGCUGCCCACACCAAUAGGGUCACUGUAAAGAUGGGACCAAGUAGUCAGUGUUUCCCAGAAGCAUUUCAGUAAUAGUUCAUCCUCUUUUUCUAGUACCCAUAACCCCUACUACACAGGCUUACUUUGUAACCUUUUGAUGAACCUGUUACUUCACAUGACACUGGACACUUGAACUCUGUUUUGGUGCUUCUUUUAUUUUUGAAUAAAGUUGAGUCAAUAUUAGCUAUUACAUUGUAAAAUACAA
Messenger RNA from Microtus oregoni (creeping vole), 1587 nucleotides. It is a transcript of the gene Hsf2bp, whose product is annotated as heat shock transcription factor 2 binding protein. Gene Ontology annotation, cellular component: cytosol. The transcript is spliced from 8 exons. NCBI's taxonomy places the organism in Eukaryota, Metazoa, Chordata, Mammalia, Rodentia, Cricetidae. The record is from RefSeq and is a predicted model, not a curated record. The coding region runs from base 1 to 1020 and encodes 339 amino acids.